Molecule: messenger RNA, 1449 nt
Organism: Erythranthe guttata (spotted monkey flower)
Lineage: Eukaryota; Viridiplantae; Streptophyta; Magnoliopsida; Lamiales; Phrymaceae
Product: putative E3 ubiquitin-protein ligase ARI8
Biological process (GO): protein ubiquitination
Molecular function (GO): zinc ion binding; ubiquitin-protein transferase activity
Source: RefSeq, a predicted model, not a curated record
AUGGAAUAUUCCGAUGGCGAUUUCUUCUACAAACCACCUUUCGCAAUCGUCGACGAAACCCGAAUCCGGCAGCUACAAGACAAAGACAUCUCCGAAGUUUGCACCCUUCUCUCUGUUUCUAGAUCCCUUGCCUGCACCAUGUUGCGCCGAAACAAUUGGAGCAAGAACACCGUCUUCGACGAAUGGUUUGCCGACGAGAAAAAAGUCCGGUGGUCACUCGGAUUAUUACAGAAACGAAAACCACUAAAACUGUACAACCAAUGUAAGAUUUGUUUCAAGAGUUUCAAGGUUGAGAGUAUGUUGUCCGGGCCAUGUGGACAUCCCUUUUGCAUUAACUGCUGGAAAUCGUACAUUGCUGCCUCGAUCGACAACGGUCCCGGGUGCUUGGGUUUGCGUUGCCCCGAGCCCAGAUGCAAAGCCGAUCCAGGCCUGGAAUUAAUCGACUCGUUGGCUUCCGAUUGUAAUAAAGACAAAUACUAUAAAUAUCUUCUCGGGUCCUACGUGGAGGGUUGUUGGAAUCUGAAGUGGUGCCCUGGCCCUGGAUGCGAUCUAGCGGUCCAGGUCAAAUACAAGGAGCUCAAAAGCUACGAUGUGACGUGCGAUUGUUCGUACGAGUUCUGUUGGAACUGCACGGAGGAGAGACAUUACCCUGUCGACUGCAGAAUCGUGGACAAGUGGACGAAACGGAAUACAUCCAAGGAAAACAACACUAGGUGGAUACAGGCUUUCUGUAAGCCGUGUCCCGGGUGUAAAAGAAACAUAGAGAGAAACGAGGGUUGCAGUCACAUGAUCUGCCCAUGCGGGCACGAGUUUUGUUGGGUUUGCCUGAGGCCCUCGAUAGAAACACACACGUACUGCAACGCGAACGAGACGAGAAAAGACGAGUGGAGGACUCUGGAGUCCGCCAGGGAAAACUUGAAGAGGUACGCACGCCACUACGAAUGUUGGGCCUGGAAUCAUAAAUCCAGGGAAUCCGCCCUGGAUAGUCUUCGUCUUGCCAGGAAGAACUGUGAGCCGCCGUUUGCGAUCGAAGCGUUGGAGCGGAUAGUCGAAUCCAGACGAGUAGUGAAAUGGAGUUACGCGUAUGGAUAUUACUUGCCUUUAACCGAGAAACGGAGGGUUGUGUAUUUACGGUCCCUGCAGCUGGAGGCAGAGGGUGCCCUGGAAAGACUUCAAUAUUAUGCUGAUAGUAAGAUUGAGCAAUAUGCGAAUGACGAUCUUCCUUCGGAUGAGUUGACGGAUUUUCGGGCGGGGCUUGUUGAUAUGACGAAUCUCACGAAGAAUAAAAUCGAGAAAUUGGUUCGAGCAUUGGAGAAUGAUCUUCGCGAAGCUGGAGCUGAAACAAGCACUUUUUCUGGGGUAGUUGUGAGAGAACAAGUUCGGAUAUACCUAUGGAUCUUUUUGUUUUUUAUUGUUUUGUGCUUCUUGUUGCGUUUUGCAUUUCAAUAA